Molecule: messenger RNA, 329 nt
Organism: Cydia fagiglandana
Lineage: Eukaryota; Metazoa; Arthropoda; Insecta; Lepidoptera; Tortricidae
Product: cuticle protein 1-like
Exons: 4
Coding region: 15-329 (104 amino acids)
Molecular function (GO): structural constituent of cuticle
Source: RefSeq, a predicted model, not a curated record
UAAAAUCAAUCAUCAUGUUCACUAAAGUGUUGCUCGUCUGCGCCGUCGCCGCCGUAGCCACGGCCAUCGAGUACCCCAAAGGCCUGCAUCCGGCCGUAUGCCCCAACUACCCGUACUGCGACGCGGAAGUCCUGGCGCGCCAUACCCCGGACGGCAUGCCUAUUCCUGAGUGGGAGAUGCCGUUCGCGUACGCACGCAUGGUUUACGCGGCACCAAUCCCUGUUGCCCGUUCUCUUGCUGCUGUCCCUGCCUUUAUACCUAAAAAAGCUCUUGAGUACCCCGCCGACGUUGACCCAGCUUCGUGCCCGAACUACCCCUACUGCGCAUAA